Messenger RNA from Aureobasidium subglaciale EXF-2481, 939 nucleotides. RefSeq lists its product as uncharacterized. Bases 231 to 689 code for a protein of 152 amino acids. The transcript has 3 exons. NCBI's taxonomy places the organism in Eukaryota, Fungi, Ascomycota, Dothideomycetes, Dothideales, Saccotheciaceae. The record is from RefSeq and is a predicted model, not a curated record.
CGUCUGUGAAGAAGACAACACCCUUUGCGUCACAACAAAAGUCACCAUUUAUCUCUGUGUUCUAUCUUGCUCUAACAACGGCUCUAUCGAACUGUCUCUCGCUGUUUCUUCAAUACACACGAACCGAGCGCCGCCACAAAAGGCCGCCGCAACACUCCCGCCUUCUGGGCUUUGCUCCGCAACCACAUUACCUGUGAUCAACGAACAUCACUUCACACUCGUCCGGCAAGAUGAUGAGCACCAAGAGACUCCAAAAGGAGCUUCUCAAGAUCCAAGGACAACUGGCUCCCGGAAUCACUCUCGUAGCUGCAGACAACCUCAAGACAUGGCUCAUGGACAUUCAAGUCAUGGAUGCCAACCCUAUCUACCAAGGCGAAAUCUACCGCUUGAAAUUCGAGUUCAGCUCAAACUACCCGAUAGAGCCUCCCGAAGUUGUCUUUAUCCGUCACCCUGAACGUCCUAUUCCCAUGCAUCCUCACAUCUACACGAACGGCAUCAUCUGUCUGGACCUUCUCGCUUCUCAAGGCUGGUCACCAGUGCAGAAUGUGGAGAGUGUCUGCUUGAGCAUUCAAAGCAUGUUGACUGGCAACUCAAAGAACGAGCGUCCUCCCGGCGACGCUGAGUUUGUGAGAAGCAACCGUCUCCGCCCUCGCGACGUCGCCUUCCACUUCCAUGACAAUGAAGUUUGAUGUUUAUCUCGCAUUUCAGCUCUGUUUGAUGGCGCUUGAGAGGUUUAUCAUGUUUUCUUUUGUCACUAUUGCAUGGUUUGGCGUAAACAAGGCUACGGGUUUUUACGCGCCGGAAAGUCUUGUGGAUGGCUUCAGGUUGCAAUCGCAAUCACUAUAAAAUGAAACUCUUUCGCGUCUUACUUUAUUGCUACACUAGAGCUGUAACAGCUAAAGUUCUCUUAUAGUUGUCUUAUAUAGCGUAACUUGAGAU